ACCGACCGAAAAGAAGUCGCGCAUAAAGCUCUUGAAGACGCCGGCUGCCAUUGCGUGGAUAUUCCAAGUAAGCAGAAGCCAAACAGAUAGGAAAACGGGUCCCCAACAAGAUGAUGAACUUCAGCGAUUCGCAGGGCGUGGAGUUCAGCUUGUUCCACGGAGCCCAGGAAUGUGACCAGGCCUCCGCGUUCGGCGGCGACUUCGACUUUGGCCACUCCUGCUUCACCCACUACGGCUGCCCCAGCGAAAUGAGCGACGGGACAGGCCGUGGACGAGGUCGGCCCUCCGCCAGGGUCAACUCCUCCGCCAGCAGGAUCCCCCGCUGCGCCCCGAGUCCUCGCCAAACGCCCCCCGCGGCGCACUCGCCCAGGCCAAAUUACUCCUUUCGCCCCAUCUUCCACGAGAGGAGCAACAACGAGGACGACCAGGUGCUCACCCAGCAGUUGUGGAAGCUGGCCCGCAAGUCGGGCACUCUGAAUCUCUCCAACAAGGCUUUGGCCAGAGUGCCCGAACGACUCUACGACAUCAACGAGGCGGAUACGGAGAGCAAGACCGCGAAUCUGGAACAACUGACAAUCAAGGAGGAGGACGCCUGGUGGAACCAAGUGCCAUUAAACAACCUGGACCUGAGCUCCAAUACGCUAACGCACAUAUCUCCCAAGAUCGAGAACCUGCAGUCGUUGACUGUUCUUACUUUGCAUGAUAAUGCUCUGGUGGAGCUUCCCUCGGAAAUCGGGAAGUUGGAAAAGCUAAUGCGCCUCAAUGUGAGCCACAACAAGCUCAGCCAGCUGCCCCGUUCGAUCUACAGUCUACCUGAGCUGCGACACCUCAACAUUUCGUACAAUGAGUUUAACGAAGUCGAUCCGGACAUCAGUGACCUUCAUAUGCUCGAGUUUCUGGACGGCGGGCAUAACAACAUUCAAUCCCUGCCUGGUGGCAUUGGGUUCCUGGUGCGUCUAACUGCGCUCCUGUUGCCCUACAAUCACAUCAAGGAACUGCCCCCCGAUCUUGUUAACAUGCGCUCUCUGCAAAAGAUUGAUUUGAUGCAAAAUGACCUGACCAGCUUGCCGGAAGAUAUGGGUCUACUGAGGAAGCUGGAAUGCCUUUAUCUGCAGCACAACGAUAUUUUGGAGCUGCCCGAGUUCGAGGGAAAUGAGACCUUGAGCGAAUUGCAUGCCAGCAAUAAUUUUAUAAAGACCAUACCAAAAGCCAUGUGCGGCAACUUGCCACAUUUGAAGAUACUCGAUUUGAGGGACAACAAGAUCACAGAGCUGCCCGACGAGCUGUGCCUGCUGCGCAAUCUGAACCGCCUGGAUUUGUCCAACAAUACGAUCAGUGUGUUGCCAGUCACAUUGUCCUCUUUGGCCCACCUGAUCAGCCUGCAGGUGGAGGGAAAUCCCAUAAAGAUGAUCCGACGCGACAUCCUGCAGUGUGGAACGACGCGGAUUUUGAAGACGCUGCACGAGAGAGCGCUGGCCAAGGCCAAGGAGGAGGGAGGUGGCUCCGAUGGCGGCUUUACAUCAGAUUUACCUGGCAUCAGUGUUACCCGUUUGCGUGGUGGCCAAUCGGACUCUGGGGAUAUGCCCGGCAACUUUCCGGAUAGUAGCUACCAUCAACAACAGCAGCAGGAUGGGUACCAAUAUCAGUGUCCAUAUCCAUGUCAGCAGCAAAUGCAGCAGCACUGUUGUGUAUAUGAACCGCUCAGGAAUUGCCAGGAAUAUGAUCGCCAGACGCAGGGACACAUUUAUGAGCCUGAGAGCUGUCAGCAGCAGCAUCAAAUUGGCAACAUGAGAUCGCUUUUCAUGCAACAUCAGCGGCUAGAAUAUCCCCAUCCAAAUUACUUUAUGUGCCAGCAGCAGCAACAUACGCAGUUUUCCUAUGGGCAGCAUGAUUCCCCUCACUUAGCUGUCCAUCCACGUUGGGUAUACAAAUUACGUCAUACACGUACAUUAGCUGUCAACCUGGAGGAUCUGACUCAAGUGCCCGACCAGGUGUUCCAGAUUGCCAGAGAUGAAGGAGUGCAUGUGGUGGACUUUGCGCGCAACCAGCUGAGCACCUUGCCCAAUGGACUGCAGCUUAUGCAUGAUCUGGUCACGGAGCUGGUUCUAUCCAAUAAUGUUAUCGGCUAUGUUCCCCAGUUUAUCUCCCAGUUUACACGUAUUUCUUUCCUGAAUUUGUCCAACAAUCUGUUGAAUGACCUGCCCAAGGAGUUUGGUGUUUUAAACACUCUGCGGGAACUCAACAUUGCCAACAAUCGUUUCCAGUUCAUUCCCAACUGUGUGUACGAGUUGCAAGGUCUAGAAAUCCUCAUUGCCAGUGAGAACCACAUCAAAACACUAAAUGUUUCGGGUCUGCAGAGCAUGCCACGUCUUAGUACAUUGGAUUUGCGCAAUAAUGAUAUUGAUACAGUGCCGCCCACAUUGGGGAACCUGACCAACAUAACUCACUUGGAACUGGUGGGCAAUCCUUUUCGCCAGCCCCGCCAUCAGAUCCUGAUGAAGGGCACCGAUGCCAUUAUGUCAUACUUGCGGGAUCGCAUACCAACAUAGAAGAGCAAUCAACACAAUGUUUUUGGGAAACACUUCACUAGCAAUAUGUUUAUUUUGAGAAAAAGCUUAAUGGAAAUUUUUAGAGAUUCCCUUGACCAUGUCCACACACAAUCCACCUUUCAUUCUGGAUUGAUUGUGUGUGGACAUGGACGAGUGGAGACGAGACAAGUACAACAUAUGACACACCCUGUGCAUCCACCAAACGAACUAGUCUGCAUGUCGCAAUACUUUUUGCACGUUGUUAAAUCUGGCUGAGCAUCUGCAAUAAAUGGGAAUAGUAGAGAAUA
Messenger RNA from Drosophila suzukii, 2836 nucleotides. NCBI's taxonomy places the organism in Eukaryota, Metazoa, Arthropoda, Insecta, Diptera, Drosophilidae. The record is from RefSeq and is a predicted model, not a curated record.